Bacillus rossius redtenbacheri is the source of this 6733-nucleotide messenger RNA. RefSeq names its product pleckstrin homology domain-containing family J member 1-like. The record is from RefSeq and is a predicted model, not a curated record. Gene Ontology annotation, biological process: receptor recycling; retrograde transport, endosome to Golgi; endosome organization. The transcript has 5 exons. Gene Ontology annotation, cellular component: early endosome; trans-Golgi network; recycling endosome. Bases 339 to 959 code for a protein of 206 amino acids. Lineage: Eukaryota; Metazoa; Arthropoda; Insecta; Phasmatodea; Bacillidae.
AUAACUCUAUGGCCUUAUUGGUAUCAUUUGUCGUUUUUUUUUUACUUGUGGCUGAUAAAUAGUUUUUUGGUUGGCAGUGAUCAAAUUUAAAAAAUAAAAUAAAUUAAUGUAAAAUGUCCGUUUCUGUAUUUAUAUCUAGUGUUAUUUAGUUAUAUAAUGCUGUUGUAGUUAUUUUUAUGAUUUAUAAGUACAAAUGUAUCGCUGCUAGUCGUUUUCGUUAUGGUUGAACAUGUAAUUUGGACUUGAUAUAAGACAUUUUUGUUUAUUAUUUGUUUUUUUUAGGUUAUAAUUAAUUUUCUUGUUUACACGAUUUAUGUUCUGUUAAUGUAAAUCGAAAAAUGCGAAUAAAUGAUAAGGAACUUUCCCAGUUAAACUUGUCGGUAACUGACAUGGAAGGUUUGCUCAAUCAUCGCAAGCCGCCCAGUGGUAAUUUUUCGCAAAACGUGUUUAAGGAGAGAUUAUUCAAGCUGAAAGCCAACCUUCUGUUUUAUUUCCGUGUCAGCGAUAUUGGCCAAAUAGAUGACCGAUGUCCGGCGGGGGUGUUGGUGCUGGAGAACUCCAACAUCCAGUACGAGGUGAGCACGGGGGCGCCGUUCGCGUUCUCCAUCACGUUCCGGGACGAGCCGGAGCGCAAGCACGUGUUCUGCGGCCGCUCGGAGGCGUACGUGCAGCAGUGGGUGGCUGCAGUCAAACAGGCCAGCUACGAGCACUGGCGCUCGCAGCUCAUCCUGCUGCAGAGCAAGAUCAGCCGGCGCACUGGCAAGGACCCCCUGCUCAUGUACCCGCACAACCAGGGCCUGGUGCGGGACCUGCAGCCCGGAGCCCCCUCGUCCCCGUCGGCCGCCCGCCGCCUCAAGGCCGUCGGCCGGCAGGCGUCCAGCUUCCAGAGCCACCUGCAGACCACCAUCGCGUCGCUGGCCGGUCGCCCCGUUCCCGAGGCCGACCUCAUCCAGUUCUGAAGCGCUGCCGUCCACGGUGUAUCGCUUUUAGAUGGAAAUGAACUUGUUGGCUCGGUGACGUAAGUUCUGAAAAUUUUGGAAGUUGUACGAAGAAUUGAUAAGCAUAAUUUUUCCAGAUAGUUUGUUUCCGGGAAUUCAUUGUUUCGGUGUGUUUAAUGCAACACUUUAUGCGUGUUUGGAAAUAAGUUUUCUACGCUCCGGUGUAUAAGAAAUUUACUUCCUCGCCUCGUAAAGAAUGUCAUCUGUGAGGAAUUAAUAGCAUUGUAAAAUUUCGUGGAUCAAGUUAACCAGCGUGACUGUGAAAAACCUUGCUCUGACAACCGAAUUUGGGGGAAGAGAAGGCAAGGGGUUUGUAAACCAAGGUCGAUGGGAAGAAUAUGCAGUUUGUCCGUAAUUUUUUUUUUUUUUUGCUCAUUCCUUUUUGAUCUAUUUCAACCAUCUUCCGUGUAUUUAUAAGUCGUCAGGGAAUGUCUGAAUGUUGACCGACCACUAUCUUGUUUGUACCAACUGCCUGUCUUGUUGAUUAUUAAUAGUCAGUAAACAAUAAUGAACAAACUUUAAGAUAUUUUUAUAUACGAAAAUAUACUAAAGAUAAAUUAUUUUAGAUAAGUAGGUGUUAUAAAUGUGUAUAUUUAUAUAUUUAAAGUCUGUAGUUUUUUUUAUAUAAAAAGUUACUUAUUGUAAUAAAUGUCUUUUUGGCUGGGAGUUUUUUCAAAAUCUCGCGUGGAACAAAAUUGUUUAUAGCAAAAUACAAACUAAGUAUAAUUUUCUCUAUACUUGAUAGACAAUAAUAUAGCUUUGGCAAAGUGUUAGUUGUAUUUUGUUCCUGUCAGUAGAAUAUUUCAUUUUCAUUUGUGUAUUUCAAUUUAAACAAUUUUUUUUAUUUGUUAGUGGAGUGCCUUUGUACUUGACUUAUUGUAGUGCUUCAGGAGUUCGUAAUGUAAAAAUUGAUAUUACUAGCCUGCUUUGCCAUUCUAGUUUACCUAACAUUUUGUGCCAAUGCAUUGAAUUAUGUGAAAAGAUCUCUUAAAUACUCUAGCAUUUUCCAAAGAUGACAAUACUCAUUGUGUAUUAGUUAAUAUCCUAUUUACAUGUAACUAUCUUAGUGAAGUUUUGUGUGCAUUUAAAAGCUUGGUGUAUCUGUUAGUCCUUAAUGCCUACAGUAGUUUAGUUUUUAUCUGAGUUGUACAAAUUUAAGUUCUAGUUGUAUGUAUGUUUGCUUGAUAUGUUAAUACGUAUGUUUAGUUUAAGUUUUGUAACUAUUAUGUAGCUUGAUUCCUUAGCAAACGUGUAUCCUACACAAAAAAAAACAAAGGAAGAUUUGGGGGGGGGGGGGGGGGGGGGGGGGUAUUUUCUGGAAAUAAACCUCUUUCAUGGGUUAGGAGUGUUCAUGGGACCAUACAAUAAUAAACAAUCACAUUCUGAGUCAGAAUGUGUUAUCACAGGUCCCAUCUGUCACAUUUGUGUAGAGCACCAUGAAGUAACAUUAUUUAUUAUAAAAAAAAAUUUUUAGUAGUAGUUUGUGAGGGUUAGUUAAAAUUUUUCUUUAACGUCAGGGCCUUGCUCCUCGUUUUAUUUAUUUUUCCACCCUUGCUUCCAAACCCCAUCCUCAAAGAUACAGCCAUGUUCCUUGUACGUAAUUAUAAGGGAAUGCAUUUUGGAACUUCAGUGACCACGUUUAGUAUGUUAAUUGUAAGUUCAGAACAACUAUUAUAAGCUUUGAGCUCUGGACAUAAAGUUUACAUUAUACUCUUUAUUUAGUGUCAAAUAGGUUAUUUAAUUAUCUGUCAUUCAUGUACAUACUUGUCUGAAAUCAUUGCUUAUGUUUUUCUGCUUAUGCAUAUUGUUUGAAAACUACUGGUAAAUAAGUAUGUACCUACUUAUUUUGUAUCCUUAUUUAUAAAGCUGCACCUAUAUGAAUUUAUUGAUUUGAAUAAUGAUCAUUAAACUCCUAACCAGCGAUUAGUGAUUACCAAUUUACUUACCACUUAUCAAAGCUUAUUUUCAGCGCGUUUAUAGAAAUAGUAAAGUUUUUGGAUGAGUAAAAUUGGACCAAGGGAUUAUAAAGGAGGAAAGUUUUAUAAAAAACUGAAAUACUGAUAACUUUUGUUAAUAUGGAAAAUGUUACAUAAAUAUUUUAUAAUGUUCCAGAAUUUUCCACAAAUUGUAAGACUUGUAAAAUUCCUUAAAUUGAAGUUGCUUUUUUACUGACAUUUGGUUAAAAUUCAAGUUAAAAAAAAAACAAACAGAACUUUCUACUGUAAAUUAUAUUGUUACAAUACUUAAAAUAGUUUACUCAAAAGCAUUAAUUGAUAUUUCAGACGAAACCAUAAGUUUUUGUGUACUGUCAUACGCAUAUAUGAAUGAUUCAGCACUAACUAGGUGUUACUAUUUAGAAAGAAACAUUUUUUAAAAAUUUCGGACAACUUUCUAUUUUGCUUAUUCUGCAGAAAACUAGUUUUGCUGACAGUGUGUUAAAACAUUGAAAACAGUUUGCUUCAUUGAGUAAAUUAAUAUUUAGCAAUUCAAGAUUAUUCUGUUUAACUGUGUACCAAUACACAACUAAAAUGGUGGGUCUCAACACAUGUGCUUUUGUAUAAUAAUUGGAACACAUUAAGUAGAUUUAUGGAAAAUAUUUACCUAGUUUUCUUUUCUUGAUCCUUAGACGUUAAAAAUUAUUCCAUUAUUCCAGAUUGAUACUUAAAAUUUAGAGAUGGAAAAUCUCUGUUAAUUUUGUUAAUGAGUAAAAAUGGAUCAAAGUUUUUAGGAUGUUAUAGAUUUUGGGAAAAGAUGCUCCAUGUGGAGGAAACGAAUCAUUCGUUCCUUCUUGUCAAACCACAAGCUUGAAGAGAUUUAUGAGGGAAAACAGUAAGUAUCGUUGGAAGAGCAGUUUUUUUUUUAUUCUCCUGAAAAGUUUUCCAAUUGUGACUUGUCUGGUUCUGAGGAACGGAAAUUUAAAGUUGCCCGAAGCGUAAUGAACAAGUUUAGUCAAAUACAUUAAAUAGUUUUUCCCAUGGUGCAGGCAAAAAUUUUUUUUUCAUAAUUAUGGGGUGUGUUCCAAAUACUGUAAAAUCUCUUUAAAACCUGGCACCUUUGGAACUAACACCCUGAUGGUAUUUUGAACGUCGGCAUAAUUUUAAUGCAGAUAAUCUGCAAUAUUAAUGUACAUGCAAUUCAUAGGCCUAAUACAGCACUGACUUGUCUGUUAUGAUCGUUCAGUGGUUUCUUACUGAAAUAUUAAGACUGUUUGAUAGUGAAACAUUAUUUUAUUUAAAUCCAGUACUUCUUACAAAUUAAUCAAUAUUUUGGAAGUACAUAUUUAGGUUAGUCUUAUGCAAAGGGAAAGCAAAAUACAGUCUCAUGCUUAACUUUAAACAAUCAGUGCAAAAUCCAUUUUAAAUAGACUGUUUAAGAAAAUGGUGAUUUAUUUCUUAAAAGCAUACUUUUAUUAGCAACAUGUAUUUCAAACAAAUAAAAUACAGUAGAAAGGAAUAUUUUAACAUUUUGUUGUAAAAAAAAAAUUAAGCACACGGAGUGAGUUUUUAGCAAAGUUCGUGCAAAAAAUUCAAUUUUUUUUGUAGGUAGAUGUUUCUCAGACAAAACAGUACCAUACGACAAAUCUGACCUAAAAUUGUGAUCAAAUUGAAAAGCACACACUAGUAAUUGGACCAAAGAUGGGAAUUGGGCAGACGUGUUCUGAAUGGCCCAGCCUGUGGUUAUGGAGGGACAAGUGAGAUAGGCCAGUAAGACUCCUGACUGACAAGUUAUCUCUAGUAGCAACUAGCAAGGGAAAGAGAGGGGGGAGGGUAGAACAAAGACAUCAGUACAUGCUCCCGUAUUCUAGUCAUUCUAAAACCACAGUGACUACAGUUUUGAAAUUCAUUAAAUAUGUUUUACUUACUGGAGCGCAUAGAUUAAGAAUAGCGAACAUUAAAAUCCCCUACCACUUAAGUAUGGUUAGUAAAUGGUUAUGCUAUUUCUUACAUUUUUAAUGUGAGUUAAAAUGCCAGUCUCCCCAUGAAAAAUCUGAAUGCAAAUGACUAUAUUGUUGUAAGAUCAUAGAACGUACAAAACGAAAGAAGCAGUAUAUAAAAAAACCGAAUACUAUUGUAAUUGGUGGUUAUUAUUUUUGUAGGAAAAGGUUUGUGUGGUGUGGAUUCACCAGUGUGCAGUGAUUGCAAACUGGAGGAAUUCCAUGAUUCUUGUGUUUUAUUUGCCAUUCCUGCAAUGGACCAGUAAAUGUGGCAAUGCUGGAAUGAGGUGACUGCAGUGGUAAGGCUCUGGACUUGUAGUCUAGAAGUCCUGGGUUCAGUUCCCAGUCAACCAUCCUGAUGUUUUCCCGACAUCAUCCCAACCUCAAUCCCUGGUUGUUCUUUUAUUAAGUUGCCAUCUCGAAUGGCCUUGCUCUCCACCAGGCAUCAAGCAAAAAUAAAUAAUGCAGAAAUUAACAUACAUGGUUUUACAUACACACGUCUAUAGAAACAUUUUCCUAGCAUAUUUAUUAAAAUUAUUUACUUUUGUUGCAAUUUUCUGAAAAAAUAUAGCUGUAAUAUUUUGAAAAAAACAUUGCAUGUGUUAUUUUACAGUGUGUAUGACUAAACACUAAAACACCAGCUGUAAAAAAAAAAAAAGGUGUUCAAAGUCUGGGUUACAGCAUACCGGACAUGAAAAUUUCAAUUUCCCUUUUCCAGAAUGUGGACAUCCUGUGUUAACAUGGUACAGUACUGUUUUAGUUGUUACUUAUUUUCAAAAAUUUUUUUUUUUGGCUAUUUAUGAAUCUCUUUCCUUGUAAAUUUCUGAGAUACAUUGUAUUAGAGGAGGUUUAAAAAAAUUAAUGAUAUAUGUGUAAUUUUAUUUACCUAUGUAUUGUGUUUUAUCACAAAAUUUAAGCUACAGUAGACAGACAUCAGGUGUACUGUUUUGUUCAAUAGUGCCAUUUUGGCUUUGGUAGAUGUGCGAUCGAUACACAGUUUGUGUGCUGGUUGUACCUUCGAUACUGCCAUUUUGAGUAGUUCAGUUGGCUGUCAUUUGAAAUGAAUUAUGUAUGCAAGGAACCUACAGGUAAUGAAUAAAUAAACAGCACUGGUGCUGGAAGUCAUGAAAGUUUCCAGCAGACUUUUUGUUAACUUAUAUUUUGAUGUUUAAUGUCUUAGCUCUCGGUAGGCAGCAUCUGGCAGGAGUAAUUUUGUGAAUGGAACGGAAGUCGCAAGGAACAAAAAUGUGUAACAGCGCUGCCAUCUGUGGCGGAUGGCACAAACCAAAGUUUACAAAGUAUUAACUGUUUCAUGAAUUAAAUGCUACUAAAAUAUCCUGAAAUUGGUUCACCAUCAGUGGUGUAUGUAUUACCAUAUUUUAAGUAAUGUUUAGAAAUAUGACAAAUAUAUAAGUACUAUCUUGUAUAGUAACUUGCAAGGAUUAUCUCAGGUUGAAGCACUUAGUCUGUACUUAAUUCUUUUUAAACUUGUCAGUGUUCAUUUGAUCAAUAUUUUACUACUUAACAAUAUAUGCGUUGGAUUGCUGUGUUUGUAACUGUUUCGUUGUGACGAGCGGUUCCAAAACAGUGAAAAGGCUGGUGUUUCUCGUGCUGCAUUGUCUAACCAGCGUGAGGGAGCGUUGACAACCCAGUAGUCUCGUCUGCUGGGCAGAGUAUUCUCCGAGGCCUCUAUAAGAAGUGCUCAUGUUAUUGAAUGUAAACUAUGAUACUGAAAAUUGUCAUAUUUGUAUUUUUCUAUGUAUUUAUUGUUAUUACAUAAAUAAAUACCUUUGAAAUGAGA